Dunckerocampus dactyliophorus (ringed pipefish) is the source of this 2905-nucleotide messenger RNA. It is a transcript of the gene ubtd1a, whose product is annotated as ubiquitin domain containing 1a. The record is from RefSeq and is a predicted model, not a curated record. The coding region runs from base 1748 to 2449 and encodes 233 amino acids. Gene Ontology annotation, molecular function: protein binding. The transcript has 4 exons. NCBI's taxonomy places the organism in Eukaryota, Metazoa, Chordata, Actinopteri, Syngnathiformes, Syngnathidae.
AUGGGGUGGAAUUUAGUGUUUCACGAAGAUUCCAGUUGCAUUUUAGUGGAUUAUUUUCCUUGUGGCUGAAUUGAAAUUAGGCUACAUCAAGAGGACUGUGAUAACUAGCAGACAUAAUAUAAUAAAUGUCUCAGAGGUCCUGUAAUAUUGUUACCCAAAAUCUAGCGUUGAUGCUGAAAUGUAGACAGUUUACUUUUUGCAAUUCUACUGGGAACACGGUGUUUUGUGUCUGUAGCUUUAAUGCUAAUGAGCUGUGUUUGACCAGCCUGACUCUGACAGAGUGUGACGAAAGCGCUAAAAAGCGACUGUGGGCUCUAUCCACUUUUUACAUUGUAUUUUGCACUUGUCUGACAUCAGAUACAGGAGUGGGGAGGCCACAAACGAUAGCAAAACUAGCAUACCUACUGUAUGUGAGCUAUACAUUGCUAACAUUACAGUCCCAUGUCUGUAGCUGACUGACAUAUACUUGCCAGCGCUCCAGGCUUUAUAUUAUGAUGUGUAGUGAAGGCUUUUUGAAAUAAAGUUGUAGUUACCUUCUCUUUAGACUUGUAUGACAAUUAAAAUGUUAUUUGAACAUUCCCUAAAAAAAAUUAUUAUUUCCUAUAAGAAAUAAAUCAGGGUGGCUACAACAACCAUUUGCUGAUAUUAUUUAUGACCUGAUCUGGUCUUCUGCUUUUUUGUGGUAGGCCGACGGUCUACCCUUGCACCCCGUGAUAUCAAAACACAUGUCCACUGCACAUAUGAGUUAAGAUUUGUGCUUAAAAAUGUAUACCAUUGUUGCUGAAUGUUUCAGGCUUUAAACCUGUGCAACUGAUUUUCAUAGACAGUCCAAAAAAAAUCAUCUGCAGGCUAGGUCGUGUUGUUAUUCAUAAUGCAUUGAGCUGCAGCUGGAGCCUGCACAGAAAUCCCUCAUACAGUAUCUCUUUUACUUGACUUGCACUCUCCACAAUGUAUUUUAUUUAGAGAGACAUGACUGCAAAGCGGGCCGCACGGUGGCCUAGUGGGUAGCAUGUCGCAUGUUCUCCCCGUGCGUGCGUGGGUUUUCUCCGGGUACUCUGGUUUCCUCCCACAUUCCAAAAACAUGCAUAUUAGGUGAAUUGGUGACUCUAAAUUGUCUAUAAGUAUGAAUGUGAGUGUGAAUGGUUGUUUGUUUGUAUGUGCCCUGCGAUUGGCCGGCGACCAGUCCAGAGUGUACACCGCCUCUCGCCCGAAGUCCGCUGGGAUAGGUUCCAGCAUACCCCCGCGAUCGUAAUGAGGAUAAGCGGCAUAGAAAAUGGAUGGAUGACUGCAAAGCCCCUAAAAAUGAUCACCUGUUAGUGGUCUUCUUCACAGAAUUCCAGACUAUGAAUGUCAGACAAGGUUUUAUUGUCCGCUAAUGGGUUUAGCAUGCUAGCGUCGGGUAUUUCUGUCCUACCCUGUAAAUAGAACUGAUAGGAUUAUAGGCCUCUUGUGUAAAGAUGCAACCUUCAGGACAGUCAGGACACCCUAUACCUAUUGUCACCAUACUGAACUCUUGUUCCAUGAACUGCUGCUGAAGGAGGAUAUUUACAGUUGGCCAAGAGUUUGUUCAUAGCACACAUAUAAAUAGAAGCAGUGUGUUUGUUUCCACGUACCUGGGCUAUUGGUGCCAUGCUAAACGGAGUCUGCACAUCCAGACUGACGAGAUCGCUGUUGUCCUCCUGACCGACACAAAUGGAUCUUAAAUGUGGACGUAGCGGCAACAAUCUUUAAGAUCCACAACAACACUAUGGGGGUUCCUAAUUCCAGGGAAUACAACUACUACCAUUCUCCAAAUCCACCUUUAAGGGUUUUGCUGAAAAGACGCAACGAGCCUCUCAAAAAGGAGCGUCCCAAGUGGAAGAGUGAGUACCCGAUGACCGAGGGCCAGCUCAGGAGUAAACGGGAUGAGUUUUGGGACACAGCCCCAGCCUUUGAUGGACGAAAGGAGAUCUGGGACGCACUCCGAGCAGCGGCCCUCGCUGCAGAGUGCAGUGACCUGGAGCUAGCGCAGGCCAUCGUGGACGGUGCCUGCAUCACUCUGCCUCACGGCUCUCUCACUGAGAGUUAUGAUGAGCUGGGCAACCGCUACCAGCUGCCAGCGUACACUUUAGCCCCUCCUGUCAACCUCAUCACCGAAACAUGCAACGAAAGCAAAGUUGGUGAAUCCACACAAAAACAAGCGCAGCCUCCUCCCUGCAGGCAAGAGUUCCAGCUGCGUGUGCGAUUGUCCACCGGUGAGGAUGUGCGUCUGACAGCCAGCAUGGCUGACUCCAUCGCUGAACUGAAGAAGCAGCUGGAGCAACAAGAGGACAUUGACGUCUCCCGCCAGAGGUGGUUCUUCUCAGGGAAACUCCUCACCGACAAAACACGUCUGCAGGAUGCCAAAAUCCAGAAAGACUUUGUUGUCCAAGUCAUUGUCAACGUGAACCCUCCAGUUAUAUCCAACUGAAACAAAGCAAAAGGGCCAGAAAGCGGUGAUAUUUAAAUGUAAGCAGGGCUUGACAUGUUUAUGCACUGGGAUUUUGUGUACAAUUUUAUAUAUAAGAUAAUUGCUUUUAUAUUGUUCCUUUUUGUAUUUGUUUUCCCUGUUUUUCCAAAGAAAUGAAGAAUAUAAAAAAAAAAACACUGAAACACUUUAGAAGAAGGGUAGAGUCGUGAGAUGCAAAUCCCUGUUUUUGUCCUACCACUUACACCUUCAUUGUUUACACCAAUAUACGUCUUUGUCUUGUGUGUUUUUCCUUUUGUUAAUGGCAAAUUAAACAUAUUUGCUUGGAGAUCCAAAUUCAGAAAAGCAAUCUUUUUUCUAAUGUAAUUUGAGAGGACGACUGGAAGUAACGUGUAACAUGUACAUCAUUGUGUUGUUUGGUCAUUCUAUUUUAAAUAAAGACACAGAAUACAAAAACAA